Molecule: messenger RNA, 5916 nt
Organism: Paramuricea clavata
Lineage: Eukaryota; Metazoa; Cnidaria; Anthozoa; Malacalcyonacea; Plexauridae
Source: the annotation of a GenBank genome assembly
AUGGAUUCAAUUUUACGCGAAAACCUGCUGAAAUAUGACGUGAGGGAAGAGACUCUUGAGCUUCUACUUGCAGAGGAGGUAAAUAUCGAAGCUAAUUGAGUUUUCUUCGUUUUUUUCGCGUUUUAGUUUUUCCCGCCACAGCCGAAAAGAUAUAUAUUUCGGACAAAAAAUGAACCUGCAUAGCGUUUAACUAAUAUAGAAAGGGUUUCCAAUGGUCUUAAAAUGAAAUAUUGUAGUAUUUUUUCAAUAUAUAUUAUUUUCUGAUGGUUGUGAGACUAUUUCAUUAGGACAUUAUCUUUCAUCUAGCAGAAGUCCUGGGGCCGGCUGUUCAAGGCUGGAAUAGCGCUAACCCUGGGUUAAAAGUUAACCUGAUGUUGUCCCUUCAUUUCAAAACUUCAGAAAACUGAGAAAAUUCUCGAUGAUCCUUACAAGAUUUCUGAAGAAAUAUUUUAAGUUUAUAAGUGCUGUUUGGGAAGUCGUAUAAAAAAGCUUACUGGAAGUUUGCUUUGUACGAGUCUUAGGGCUGACUAGCCGGCAUUUCAACCUACCGUGGUUGUCGUAGGUUUCAACUUCCUAGGACAGAGCAAGAAUUACUGGACUGGGGGGGGGAGCAAAAAACGUGGUAGGCCAGGCUUCACUUAUUUUUAUAGAAUGAAUUUUCUCAGGGGUAUAAAAUUUUACCAGGGGGGAGACCAGGGGCCCUGGUCCCCGCCCUGGCUACGCAUCUGGCUUAGUAUUAGUUCUCCUACCAGACCAGUUAAAGUCCCAGUUCUCAGUAGAGAGUCCCAGUACUCAAUUAUAAGAUUUUGAGAAAAUAACUAGAUACGAGCGGGCUCUGGAAGGAUGAUCGUUUCCAACCUCGUACCCAGGGUCUUUCCUUUUGGGAGAAAAGGUACGAGGUUGGAUCAUUUCAAUAUUUGGAAUGCCGUAUGUUGGAAUGAAUCUCGGUUAAUUGUUUGGUUGAUAGAUAUGAAAUAGAAUGGGAAUAGAAAUCCAGUCAUAAGAAUAGCAAUAGAAACUGUGAAAAAUGUCAUUUACUCGUAACGUAUUUCAAUAGACCUUACCGAUUACUCUCUUUUAUCCAAUUGCCUCGUUUCCAUGUCAACUUAUUUUAGCAUGUCAGGGUCAGAUAAAGAUUAUAUUCCCAUGUUUUUCCGGCCGUUACCCAACUAAACACAAAAUACGAGUAAGUAUUUGACACUAAAACGAGGCCAUUGGGUGAAAAAUGAAUAAACGGUCUGUUGUGUCUAUUCUUCAGGAGCCGGUUCUAAAGCAGGUUUCCGAAUAGCUUGUUUAUACACUUGGAAAAUAUAUUUCUUCAGAAAUAUUGUCUGGAUUAGCAGGAGUUUUCUUCUCUUACCUAUGAAAUAAACCGACGUCUGCACGUGAUACAUAAACUACUGUAAAACAUGAACGUACAGCUUAAAUUUUGACCAAGGGUCAAAAGCAGUUUUGAACAGGCCCCCUUGUAUAAUCUGACGUGUCAAUUAGCCUUUCCUUUUUUUUACUUAUAAGACCUUCAUCCGUUUCCUAGGAUUAUACUCAGUACGUGCUAUUUUAGGACCGACCAUUAGAAAAGUGAUGGGGAGGGGGGGGGGGGACUUUUCCAACUUAAUUGUACGAAUAUUCUUCCAAAUUUUUUGCUUGUGUCGAUAAUUUUUUAAAAUAUAAUCCCUUGCUCGAUUUUCUUUUAUUUCAACUUAUGAUUUUCCCUAUUGAAAAGUCUUUGCACGAAUUAACUUUUUUGGUGCACGAAUUUUUUUUCUUUCUGUACCCCUGCUCGAUUUUUAUUUUUGCUUUUCCCCCACCCCCAUCACUUUUCUAAUGGUCCGUCCCUUAAGAGGGUUGACAUCUUUGUGCAAAGGUUCUAUCUCGUAGAAGAAGUUCGCUUUUGCCUUUUUGUUGUGAUUGUGAAACGACACUCUGUAUCAAAACUUUUCGUGUUAUUACAAUCAGAAAUGAUCGAGCUUUACAUUUGACUAUGAGCAUGACAAUAGACCUUAUGCAUAAUGACGUCACAAGGCUUGACGGCUGCGAGGAAUGCUGGUCUUAGUAGUCAUUGUCCGGGAAAAUUUCAAUAGUGGCCAUUUCGAAUUGUUUAAUUUUCCCGGGCGAUGACUAUUAAGACCAGCAUUCCUCGUGGGCGUCAAGCCUUGUGACGUCAUUAUGCAUAAGAUCUAUAGGUCUAUAGGUCUAGGAACUAUUAAAAGUUUACCUUCGAUUUUGUUGGCAUCUCACUCGAUUGAAUAACAGUUGAAGGAAUAGUUGAAUAUUCGUGUAGUGUAGUUGGAAAUUAUUAUAUACAUUCCGUUAGACCAAGCGAUUCCGGUGCAAUUCGACUCGUCAGUUUGAGCUACGUCCAUCGUAAAUCAGCUCACAGCUUCAAGUAAAGUUGGAUUUCCAUUCAGUGCAAAAUGUUGCGCGAUCGACUUUUUGCGAUCGCUUUCUUUUGAAAAACAAACAUUCAAGCGGAAUAAAACUCAUUAGCUGUAGUUGACUGUACACAUUUCAAAAGCAGCUAAGAGCUACAGUAAGCUUAAUUACGAUGGCAGCAGCUCAUCCUGACCGGGUCAAGGGCACCUCUGCCAGCCUCUUUGUGACUCAUGUCCAAUCACGAAACAGAACCUACUCUGCUAACAUUCCUUGUCGGAGGACUUUCAAUAUAGCCAUCACGUCAUCACCACUUUUUUCACGUAAGUGUCGUAAGUCCAAUGUUAGGAUCGAACCCACAAUCUCACCGAAAGGCUUUUGCUCUGACAGUCUGGCAUUUUACUCUUAGUCAUAAUCGAACUAUGUGACAUUAAAACCCAGAACUCUUUCACUCAGUAAUUCUCGUAGUGGGGUAAGGUAGUGGUUAAAAGGAAUUUAAACUCAGUGUUCCCUUUAGUUUAGAGUUAGUGCUCGUGUUAGCAUUGGGGUUAGCUUAUAAGGGGUUAGCAUAUAAGGUUGCUUCCCUCGCAUCCAAUCCCCUUUAGCAAAGACCCUAAAGGUACUUAGUCGUACACAUGCAUAUACUCGUACGUCUCCAUGCAGUCGUCUCUAUUUUAGUCUAAGUAGAUCAUGUUACCAAUUACAUGAUGAUGAUAAUCAUAUCCAUCCAACUGGGGUACCUGGAAGGUAGGGAUUGCUGCGGGCAUUAGGAGCAAAUGCAACUAAAUAGUAUAAACUAUAUAAAGCACAGUUAUCACUCGCAGCGAACGACUGGUUAGCACUGUGGUCGGAGCUUAAAGGCGAUUUUCCAGUCCUCGCACGAAGCUCCUCGCAGCUCCCUGCGAGUGCUUGCAUCUAAUUAAAAUGAACUGUUUAGCAUUGUGAUUGGAUGAAAGUGCUCAUGCAUCACUCGCAGCGAGCUGCGAGGAGCUUCGUGCGAGGACUGGAAAACCGCCUUCUUAAGGAUACAGAAUCGAUUCAUGCUAUCAUUGCCAAGACCAGGGGUCAAAGGGCAAUCACAAGUGUCGGAUUUCAUAUUCAGUCUAAUACUGCUAUUAAAGGCGCAUUUAUCACACAUUUUAUACAGAUGACGUAUUAAAAUAAGAAACCAAAACUUUAUAAUAAUAUAGAACUCACAGUGGUCAGUGGCCAAAGUCCAUUGGGCUAAAUAAAAUUUACUUCAAAAGCCCCUCUCUGCACAAAUCGCUCGCUUGGUUCAGGCUCGCUCGCUAGCAUUUACUCGUAAUUAUAAAGUCUAAAGCUCUCCAAUCUAUAAGAUGUAGGUAGUUUCACUCACAAUAACCAUUUCAAUAAUUUAUUUUUAGUUGGAUACUGUAGAAAUGUUACAGGCCAUAAGUGAUGAGCUAUUAAAGGCCUGUGGCAUAAAAUUAGGCCAAAUUAUGCUUAUCAGAAAAGCAUGCAACCCUGGAUUCGCAAGUCAAGAGCAUCAAUCAUGUCCGGAUCCACCUCCACAAGGUGAAGAAGUCUAUGUUGUAGAUGCAACAGACAUUUCAGAAUUGCCAGUGACAUUCAAUGUGGUCGAGACAAUAUCAACGACGAAAACUCCCAUCCCGGAUGUCAAACCAGUUUUUAAAUCAGAGAUGGCGACACCUGAUGAGAAGUGGCUCAGUUCCUUCCGGUUACCUACAAAGGUAUAAGACAUAUAGUGUGAUCAUUAAUAUAUCUACAAUUAAUAAUUGAUGAGAAAAUUAGAAACACAUUACUUUAUGAUUUUUUGUGUUGGUAUUUAUCAGUGUUGUAACGAGUCACCUACAGGUCGAGUCACGAGUCGAGUCAUUUCAGUUUCUGAUCUGAUUAUAUAUUAUUGCAUAAAUAUAAAAAAUGAAAAUAGCCGGUCAGAAUUAGUAUAAAUACAAAAAAUUUUGAGACUCUAUUUUAAAAACUGUACGUGGCACUAGCGUUGUUUCUAAAAACAGAAAUGUAAUAUAGGCAUGCCCGUCAGGAAUAUACUGUAAAUCCCAUAUAUUUUCUGAUAAAGUUUCGAAGUUAUCAUUGUUCACAGGUUGACAGUUCUGCUCAUUGUUCUUCCCAAGCAAUUCAAUUUUCGAGUCAUUUGGGGCUGUUGACUCGAGUCGAGUUGAGUCAUUUUUUGUUUUGGACUCGAGUCGAGUCGCUGAAAAUAGCGACUCGAGUCCAAGUCAAUGACUCGACUCGUUACAACACUCAGUCUGGUAUUUAUUUUGGUUGCAUGAUGACAAUGGAUACUAUUGAAAUUGAUACUAUUGAUCCAUUGAUCCUUGGCCUCGCACGGAAUGUUAUUGAGCGGAUAUCCCAAUGAGCGGAUAUCUUUUUUUCUUUUGAUGAGUUAUGAAUGAGUUAUGAACGAAUCGAUAAGUUAUGAAUGUUCAGAAGACGAAAAACGAGACUCUCGAUGGAAACAAUCAUGAAAACGAGGUUUAAUAGCCAAAUGUGUCGUAGUGUCUGAAUUUUUGUUAUCACUCGAAAACACCUGAUUUCUCUGCAUGCCAGCACAAAUCCAGAAUCCGAAACGAAAUUAUCAAAAUCACAAUUUAUAAAGUUUCGAAAAGUUUUACCUUAAGUUUAUAACCUUUUGGCAAAACUUAAACAUUCAUUUUGCCGUGGUUUUCAAAUAAAUCUUUUACAGAACAUUGGGGAAAAAUUUGAAAAUCCAUAGAAUGGAAAUUUUUCCCAGUGGAAAUAGAAUUACGUUUGCAAAUAAUCUGUAUGUCUUUCGUUUCGACUUUUAGUUCUCUCCAGGGGUAACUGCAGCCCUUGAGAACAAGUCUUUAACAGGCAAUACAAGAGACAAAUUCAAUAGAGACGUCUGUAACAGCAUCAAAGUCCAUACCAUGAAUCCGAAGAAACACGAAAGGGACUUUGUGGCAUUUCGUAUCAUAACGGAAUAUCCGUUUUUGGCCGACAAGAUUGGUUGUGGAACGGUAGGUGGUAAUAUUGUAUGUUAACAUGUUUUUGUACGCAGACGUCACAGUGUAGAAAUUGUUUUGGUUCACGAAACGCUGAGGUGGGCUCAAAAUCAAUCAGAAAAUACAACCUGUUUCAUCCAAGAAGAAUUAUCAGGGGUUUUCUGAUGAUUCCUCUUGGAUGAUACUGUACAUGCAAAAUUAUAUUCAUUUUUAAAAAUGUAACACACCUAUCAUUUCCAUUCUUUAGGCAUCGUGGGAGCAAUCUAUAAAAAAUCGCUUCAAAAACCAGCGAAAGCUAAAAAGAAAAGCCAAUCCACAAUCAAUCGAAAUCGCUCCUCCCACUAAACAGACUGCAAGUGAAGAAGAGGCAAUUUCCGGGGAGACAGGCGAAACAUGCCAGGAGCAUCUCAAUGCCUUAAAAAAGGAAAUGGCCAAAACCAAGAACAAAAAUUUCUUUCUUAUUAAAGAGCUGAUGGUAGCAACUUUUGAAGCAAGAAGGAAACACAUUACGACAAGUCCAACAACACUACAUGUCCUUCUGUUGGACUAUCCAGGACUGAGGCUAGUUUCAGAGGUAUAG